Messenger RNA from Coniosporium apollinis CBS 100218, 837 nucleotides. RefSeq lists its product as uncharacterized. The coding region runs from base 1 to 837 and encodes 278 amino acids. The record is from RefSeq and is a predicted model, not a curated record. The transcript has a single exon. NCBI's taxonomy places the organism in Eukaryota, Fungi, Ascomycota, Dothideomycetes.
AUGGACUCCAUGCGGAGUUUAAACACCUCCCUCCCGUCAACGACACCAAGAAAAACAUUCCCCCAACCGCCCGAACAACUCCUCCAGGCCUUCAAAACCGCCGCUCUCUCCGUCACAAAUCUCUACAAGACCGCCGCAGCAGACCAGGCACGAGCACAUGGGGAAGGCUACCAAGAGGCGAUAGAGGAGCUCCUCUCCUUCCUAGACAAAGAAGACAUAGGGCUAGACGACGGAGAGGGAUGGCGGGUACGGCGGUGGGCAACAGAACGGCUACAAGGGGCACCAGCCCACACGACCAGCGACAGCGACGACGAGGCAGACGAAGAGAAGCGGGCACGGAGUUCCUCGCCAAUAGCAACGCGGAGUCAAGCGCCAGAGACAGUGCAGCCUAGGCUAGAGACACCGACCGUCUCAGUCGUACGGCCCGAGUCCGCUCCACCGAUGAUAUCGCAGCCAGCACACUCCCCUCCACCAGAGGCAGAACCUGAAAGCCGACCACCGCCGGUCGAGACAAGUCCGCCGCGGACAGACUUCAGCUUCCGCUCCGCACACAACUAUCCCUCCCAAGACGCCAUGGAUACAGAAGCGGCGGAAGCAGCACAAAGCACGGGCGUUUUCGGACAGCACAUACGGCUCGACGCACUACCGCGGCAUGUACGGCCGUCCACCCGCCACGUGCAGAGACCGAACACGCGGCACAGCUCGUCGCUUGGGAACCUGGGAGGCGGCGCUGGGACUAAGCGAAGGAUACCGUUCGGGGAGUACUUUGAUAUUAGCGGGCCUGGGGAGCGGAAGGAUGGCGCGGGUGGGGGAGGAAAGAGGGGAAGACACGCGUAG